AUGUCCAAACGGAGUUGGUGGGCUGGGUCCAGAAAGCCCCCAAGAGAGAUGCUGAAACUCUCAGGCUCUGACUCCAGCCAAAGCAUGAAUGGCCUUGAAGUGGCUCCCCCAGGUCUGAUCACCAACUUCUCCCUGGCCACGGCAGAGCAAUGUGGCCAGGAGACGCCACUGGAGAACAUGCUGUUCGCCUCCUUCUACCUUCUGGAUUUUAUCCUGGCUUUCGUUGGCAAUACCCUGGCUCUGUGGCUUUUCAUCCGAGACCACAAGUCCGGGACCCCGGCCAACGUGUUCCUGAUGCAUCUGGCCGUGGCCGACUUGUCGUGCGUGCUGGUCCUGCCCACCCGCCUGGUCUACCACUUCUCUGGGAACCACUGGCCAUUUGGGGAAAUCGCAUGCCGUCUCACCGGCUUCCUCUUCUACCUCAACAUGUACGCCAGCAUCUACUUCCUCACCUGCAUCAGCGCCGACCGCUUCCUGGCCAUUGUGCACCCGGUCAAGUCCCUCAAGCUCCGCAGGCCCCUCUACGCACACCUGGCCUGUGCCUUCCUGUGGGUGGUGGUGGCUGUGGCCAUGGCCCCGCUGCUGGUGAGCCCGCAGACCGUGCAGACCAACCACACGGUGGUCUGCCUGCAGCUGUACCGGGAGAAGGCCUCCCACCAUGCCCUGGUGUCCCUGGCCGUGGCCUUCACCUUCCCGUUCAUCACCACGGUCACCUGCUACCUGCUGAUCAUCCGCAGCCUGCGGCAGGGCCUGCGUGUGGAGAAGCGCCUCAAGACCAAGGCAGUGCGCAUGAUCGCCAUAGUGCUGGCCAUCUUCCUGGUCUGCUUCGUGCCCUACCACGUCAACCGCUCCGUCUACGUGCUGCACUACCGCAGCCGUGGGGCCUCCUGCGCCACCCAGCGCAUCCUGGCCCUGGCAAACCGCAUCACCUCCUGCCUCACCAGCCUCAACGGGGCACUCGACCCCAUCAUGUAUUUCUUCGUGGCUGAGAAGUUCCGCCACGCCCUGUGCAACUUGCUCUGUGGCAAAAGGCUCAAGGGCCCGCCCCCCAGCUUCGAAGGGAAAACCAACGAGAGCUCGCUGAGUGCCAAGUCAGAGCUGUGA
Pan troglodytes (chimpanzee) is the source of this 1104-nucleotide messenger RNA. It is a transcript of the gene GPR17, whose product is annotated as G protein-coupled receptor 17. The coding region runs from base 1 to 1104 and encodes 367 amino acids. NCBI's taxonomy places the organism in Eukaryota, Metazoa, Chordata, Mammalia, Primates, Hominidae. Gene Ontology annotation, cellular component: plasma membrane. The transcript is spliced from 2 exons. The record is from RefSeq and is a predicted model, not a curated record. Gene Ontology annotation, biological process: phospholipase C-activating G protein-coupled receptor signaling pathway; positive regulation of Rho protein signal transduction. Gene Ontology annotation, molecular function: G protein-coupled receptor activity.